This is a messenger RNA of Phycomyces blakesleeanus NRRL 1555(-), 751 nucleotides long. RefSeq lists its product as hypothetical. Bases 34 to 690 code for a protein of 218 amino acids. The transcript is spliced from 5 exons. The record is from RefSeq and is a predicted model, not a curated record. Gene Ontology annotation, molecular function: magnesium ion binding; hypoxanthine phosphoribosyltransferase activity. Lineage: Eukaryota; Fungi; Mucoromycota; Mucoromycetes; Mucorales; Phycomycetaceae. Gene Ontology annotation, biological process: IMP salvage; GMP salvage; hypoxanthine metabolic process.
CUUCUCGUUCGCUGAGUUCGACACAUAUACAUCAUGCCUAUGGAACCUUCAAAGUGGAUUGACGUGACCGUCGAGAAAAACCAUUACUCGCUUGACCAUUUUGUCAUUCCUACCCAUUAUGAGAAGGACGUUUCUAGUAUUCUCAUUCCCCAUGGUGUGAUCAUGGACAGAGUAGAUAAGCUUGCUCGUAUGAUUGUCGAUGAAGCCACUGGUCCUUUGGUCGUGUGUUGUAUCUUGAAGGGUGGUCACCAGUACUUUGCCGACCUUGUAAACAGCAUCAAGAAGCUUACCACCAAGGCUGGAACAAGUGUUCCAUUGAGCCUUGAGUUUAUCCGUGUUAAAUCUUACAGAAACGAUCAGUCUGAGGGUGUGACCAUCUCUCUCACCGAGAACGAGUGCCGUGAUUUCGAGGGAAAGAACCUUUUGAUUGUUGAAGAUAUCAUUGAUACCGGUGCUACCAUGGUAAAGUUGCUUGAGAGACUUAGCCAGUACCAGCCCAAGUCUGUAAAGGUUACAAGUCUUUUGGUAAAGAAGACCCCUAAGAGCAAUGGUUAUAUUCCCGAUUACGUUGGCUUUGCUAUCCCUGAUGAGUUCGUUGUUGGUUACGCUCUUGACUACAAUGAGUAUUUCCGUGAUCUUGACCAUAUCUGUGUCAUUAGUGAACAUGGCAAGAAAGCAUAUGCUGUGUAAAUAAUCGAAUAGUAGAAUUAUGAAUAAACGAUUAUAUAUAUAUGUGUAUAUAUACAAUCUU